Molecule: messenger RNA, 1415 nt
Organism: Vitrella brassicaformis
Lineage: Eukaryota; Vitrellaceae
Source: the annotation of a GenBank genome assembly
CGAUGGUGUGGAAGGGUGUGCGGCAGCUGGGGUGCGGCACAGCCGAAAGAACAUACACCUGCAGAUACAAAGCCAGGGACAAGAUGGUAAGGUACCGAGGCGCACUACCGCAGCCGCAUAGAUGUUCUUGUCUGUCUCAUGGACUCUGCGUGUCCUCUCCCUGCCUGCAGGGCAAGGACACGCCAAAUAUGGGCGGGGGUUACACCACCCAGGUGCCGAAACGAGGCAGCAGAUCGGAAAAGGAGUGCGAAGAGGAAGCCGAGUACAUCUGGUGUAAGUCUACCUGCAUGCACCAAGGCCGCGUGAAGCAUCUCUUGCACCGUCUCUCACUCUCUCUCUACCUUUGUUGUCUGUCUGUCUGUCUGUCUGUCCGGCGUAUCAGAUCUUGUGAAGAACUACACAGCUGAGCUGAAAGAGUACUGCGGCUCGGCUCAGGUACCUUAGCAGAGACACACUUACUUCUCCGCCACAGAGACACUGCGCGCCUGCAUGUUCUGUCUUGGAUGGACAGAGCGCCUACAUCGCCGCUGCCCAAAUGUGGCUGACGAUGAAGACUGACUGACUGACAUGCAUCAGCUUUAUCCAUCCCUGCCUGCCUCAAUGGCCAUGUUUUUCGCCUGUCUUUCUCAUAGGUACGACGAGUACGCUGCUCAGAACAUCACCGCACCUGACAACCCCGCGGACCAGCCCAUCAUCGCCAGAGACUGGGAGCGCUUCACAAACGCUCUCGACAUCUCACAGGGAGAUCGGGUGGGCACCGCACUCUGACUGACACAACACUCACUCGUGGAGAGAGCCUCGAGUGGUGUCCUGCCCAGCCAUUGCUUCUAUCGUGUGUGUCCGUGUGUCGUCUGAUUGAUGGGAUGGAUGCCUGCAGGCACGACUGCUGGCGAUCAUGGACAGGAGCGAGGAUGGCGAGAUCAGCAACGAGGAAUUCAUGUUUGUUGCCGACGGUCGGUCUGCGGAGACUACGAUGUGCUCAAGGAUGGAUGUCUCUGUCCAUGUGUGCAGAUGGUGUGGGGGCUUGGAAGAACAAUCGUCUUUGCAGCUUCGGCACAGGCGUUGACGACACUGACCUGUACAGCGACAGCGUGAGACGCGCGCCGCUUGGGCUGCUCUCUGCCACGAUUGCUCUCUUCAGUGUGGGGGUGUGGGUGAGCUAGACUGACCGAUGGAUGCGAUUUAUAAGCUGCAUGGACUGGAUGCCUGGACUGGAUGCCUGGUCUCAUUUGGCAACUUGAUCUUCACGCCCAGCGCUAGCCUCUAGCGAGUGCCAUGUCAUGUCAUGUCAUGCUGCGAAUGAGUGAGCGUGACAAGAGCAGCGAGUUGUAGCUAUGGUUGCCGUAGGUUGACUGAUUGACAGAGAGCGGACAAAUACGUGAUUGAGCGGUUGCGAUGAAUGAGAGUCCACAUCA